Messenger RNA from Anopheles merus, 8637 nucleotides. RefSeq lists its product as uncharacterized. Lineage: Eukaryota; Metazoa; Arthropoda; Insecta; Diptera; Culicidae. The transcript is spliced from 4 exons. The coding region runs from base 1255 to 8637 and encodes 2460 amino acids. The record is from RefSeq and is a predicted model, not a curated record. Gene Ontology annotation, molecular function: protein binding.
GCGUUGAAAAAACAAGGGUCCUAUCUUUCUGUCCGAUACUGUACGUGUUUCAAUGGUACAACGAAAAUGGAGUCAAACUUUGGCCAGUUAUGUUACGCUAGCUACGAAGCUUAUUUUAUGCGUGAAUGUUUCUGUGUGAACAGAGGUUCGAGCGUUAUUGCUCGUUUGAGAUUACCAGUAAUCAAUGGUGCAAACACCAGAUAACGAUAUUCUACGAAUUUUAGAUAAAUGUUGUAACCUUAUCAGCCAAAGACGGUCGAUAGAAGCGCAAAAAGCGAUAAGUUUUAUACCAACUGUUGAAGUGUACACACCUAGUUUGUGAAAUUGUAUGAGCAAUUGCUAUCCAAGUGUUGCUAAGGACUGAAUUCUUGAAAUGAUUGUCAAUUUCUCAAUUUCUCGUGUGAGAGUAAAACUUUAGUUCUGUGUACACAUGGAAAAACAAUGCGUGAUAUGAAUGAUUGACGAAUGAGCCUGAAUCGAUAUGCGAAAAGCGAGUUCUUAUUUGUGAGUGAAACUUUCUGAGGUUUUUGAAUCGAUAACGUUGAUAGAACCAUCCCAAACAGUGUUCACUGCUUUAAGCUGUCUUAAGUUGCGACUAAGAAAGAGUCAGGAAAGUAUCGCCAUAUUAUGAGUACCCCUGAUAAACUCAGGGAUGCAUGCAAUGAGAAGGUUUUUGGCGAUCAUCUAAAUAACAGGUUGCAUAAUAACUUAACUGUACAUUAAAUCUCAUAUCUAUCCAAUCUCAUCCAAUCAUGUUUUGGGUCAAAUCUAGUCAGCUGACUGUAGCUAUAUAUAGCAUGUACGUGUUUCAAUGGUACAACGAAAAUGGAGUCAAACUUUGGCCAGCUAUGUUACGCUAGUUACGAAGCUUAUUUUAUGCGUGAAUGUUUCUGUGUGAACAGAGGUUCGAGCGUUAUUGCUCGGUUGAGAUUACCAGUAAUCAAUGGUGCAAACACAAGAUAACGAUAUUCUACGAAUUUUAGAUAAAUUUUGUAACCUUAUCAGCCAAAGACGGUCGAUAGAAGAACUUAUCGCUUAAGUUUCAUACCAACUGUUGAAGUGUACACACCUAGUUUGUGAAAUUGAUACAGUACAAAACUAUCCAAUAAAAACAUCUGUACAACUGGUUCUAGAAAACUUAACUAGCCAGCGUUAAUCACGUUUUUUUAAGGACCAAAGCCUCUCGGAAAUCUUACUGAGGCUAACAUCUUGAUAGUAUACAGUAGCAACUCAUCUUUAACAAAGAAAAGAAACAUGGACCCGACCAAUAACAAUGCAUCGAACGCAACAUCAAGCGGUGGUUCCAGACCAUCAGGAAACACAGUAACCAGCAAAAGAUCCCCUUUACAAGGCGCCGCUUACCACAUUCGAUUGACGAUGAUCAUUCUUUUCCGGGCAUUCGCAUUGCACCGCCAAGGAAAGUUGCCCCAAUUUGAAUUGAAGAUGGAGGUUCCAGAUGCAGGAAAGUUCGACGACCUGGUGUUUCGCUACUCAUCGCCAACGAUACCGGAAGGUACUGUCUACAUACAAGCUAAACAUAAAUAUCCAUCCGAGAAGCCAAGGAAAUCGAAAAAAAUCCAUCCAAACCAUCCGUACACGCCAACGCGAAAAGAGCGACCAGCCAUUACGGAAGGAACGCUGCUCACGAAAUGGAACUCCAAUGGGCCAUUUUCAAUUGCUAAGUACUUCAUUUCGUACCUGGAAGGAUAUGAAAGAUCGAUCACAGGUUCGCAUACAUACCUGCUGUGCACUAAUGCAACGAUUGACAACAAAUUGAAACAAAAAUUAACAUUACGGCCACAGGACAGCAGCGAGAUACUUUCCUUUUGCGACGUCAUAGGAGCAACGUGUUACAGCUUCAGCUCUGAGGAACAAUUUCAUGCUCUGACUGAUGCAUUGCGGCAAGCAAGUCUAGAAAAGCUAGGACAGAUGCUCGUACUACAUGUUCGUUACAACACAGAAAUUAAAUCGAAUUAUUCUUCGUUAAACGUAUUCGUCGAUCUGAUUGCUGUGUGUGUCGAGGAACUAGAAGGGGGCACAGGGAAGUUUAAACUAAGCCAUCGAUUGCUAACUGCAUGUGAGACAUCAAUCAUGGGGAAGUUGCGAGCUGUUCUUAAGAAGGAAUAUGAUAGGCUUAUAAGAGCGAAGCAGUGUGACAAUAGUUGUGUUAGCUGGGAAGAGAUGCAAUUCAUGAUCGAUAAGUCCUUCUUUCAAACCAAGGGUCCUCCGACUUCCACGCACGACGAAUCAUUUUUCUUUGAUCAGGUAAAUCGUGUUAUAAAGAGAUUUUACAAAGAGUUUAUGCUUGUUUGUGGAUCCUUGAACGGGGACCAGCUACACAACAGUGUUCUAGAAAUAAUGCCACACUGGGUCGACGAUAGAAAGACAACGCAUAACAUUAUGUUCAUGCGACUGUUUGAUUCGAUGAGCUUGCCCCAGCCUAUUCCUAUGGAUUUGAACUAUUUGAAACAACAGUUUAUCAGUAUGAAAGUAAAUUAUAACUUUUCUAGAUUCCAAAUUGAAUCACAGUGUGACCUUAGUCGAUGGCAAUAUAUGUAUCGAUACAUUGUGGUUCGAUCAGAUCGACUUCAACACACUGAAUUGUACGAGUUUCUCAGUGGUAAGACCACUUAUGAACGUUACCAGUAUUAUACCACAUUGGAUAUCGUAUUGUAUUCCCUUGUUGCAUCCCAGACCGUUGCAUUGCUUCAAUGCAAUGCAUUAUUCAUACACUAUGCAGCGAGUGAUUUUGAGGAAGAUAUACGUGAUGUACUCCGUGGAUUAUUUGAGUUCUUUGCAGAAGUAGAUCCCAUCUCUUACACCAUUAUAAUGACCAUUGAGCAGUCGAAGAAAUCGAUAUUGCCAGAAAUUCAAAGAUAUGCCAAAGAAUAUAAGAUAAAGUUUAUAGUAAUCGAAGAAGUACUUAAAGCACUCCCGGAUGAAGAAUGUUUUUACGUACGUGAUCUAACCGAAAAGGCAAGACAAAAGCUGUACGCAAAAUAUUGCAAAACAACAUUAAAUCUUUUUGGAACCACGAUAUCACUGAGUGGUAUUGUAAAUGAUGAUGAUGGCUUAAGCUUCGUGUGUAAGUUCUUGUACAAUUAUUAUGAACUAGAUCACAUUAAAUAUAUCGAAUCGAAGGAACAGAACUUUGAAGCAAUCAAGCCAAGGUAUAUUUCGCGCACCGUUAAUCCAUAUGUUGGAGAAAAUGCAAAAGAUUCAGAAGUAGAGGAGAAUAAUUUUUAUUUCACUUAUAGGGUCGAAUUUCAAAAAAUAUUCCUUGACAAUAUCCGGUUCAACAGUGAUGAGUUUUCUCAAAUGGUCGCAUCGGUUUCAUCCGCAAAUGAUGAUGUACAAUAUACCAUUCCUGAUGUUUUCAAGCACCACGAUGAAACGAAAGUACAUUUGUUACUUGAUGAAGCUGGAGCAGGAAAGUCAACAUAUUUCACAUGGCUUACACAUGCUUUAUCGAUCGAUGAUCCAUCACAGUAUGUUAUUCAAAUGAAUGCUUCACAGUAUUGCACCGAUUACAAACGAUGGCAAAAAUCUGACAUUAAGUUGCUUGAUGAUACCGCCAUCGUUCGAUUUCUUUACCGUUUGAUCCAUCUUACCCAUUUUGUUCCAAACGUUUAUAGCUUUUCGAUUGAAUCAACGGAUGUGUUCCGCGACCAAGCUGAUCAUGCUGCAGAGCUAUUGACGUUAGUGAACGGAACACUUUAUGUCAACACAUGUAAAACAAAAACGUUAGAAUUAACAUUCGCACAGUUGAUCGAGCUGAAGGUUUUCCAGCAGAAGUUCAACCAAAAACAACUGAUUAUCUUAUUCGAUGGGCUUGACGAGACUGCUCCUUUCUAUAAAGAGUUCGUAGUGCAUUUCUUUAGAAGACUUGCAAGUUUGGAUGGUAUUCGAGCUCUGUUCAUCUCAACUAGACCUUACGAUUACAUGGAACAGCUAAAAAGUACAUUUUCUAACUGCAGAAUGCAUUAUCUCACGCUUUUAUCACAGCACGAUCAGCUGCAAUUUGUUCACAAUUAUUUGAUGCAGGAACUAGAAGGUUAUAAACAAUGCGACUCGAGUAAGCGGGAUAAGGUUUUAGGUUACCUUUAUCGCCAGAUAGUAGAAUAUUUAGGAAAUUUGAAGCGUAUACCUUUAUUUCUUAACAUGGCAUGCAUUAUAAAUCUACCAAUAGCACAAAAAAACAUGGACUUAAGACGUUUUACUAUUCCAGAAGCGAUGUUAUAUAAAGCAAAUGUAGAUCUUUUAUCACUUAUCGAAAAUUUCAUCAAUCAAAAACUAAGAAUUUUAUGCAGUCACAAAAAUGGAUUACCGGAAUACAUCUUAGACUACCCUCACCAAAAGGCAAUAAACGAAAAGUUUUGGGACAAAAUUAAAAAACGACACAUUUUAUUAGCCAUGGUGGUAAUGUUUGACCAAAAGCAAAGAGAGGUACUUUUGACAUCAAAUGAAACCAUCCAAAUAAAUAAAUUCAUAAAAGAAGUACGCGAGGGCAUUGAAAAAACAGGAAUCAUCAAACAAAUUCAUGAUGAAACUCCUCAGUUUACUCAUCGAAUAUUUGCUGAGUACUUUGCGGCUUGUUGGAUGAACGAUAACAAGAACCGCAUGAGAAGCGAGAGUUUCUUCCAUUCGUGGUCAUAUUGGAAACCUCAACUGCAUCAAAUGCGUGACUUGUUCAAUCGAAUCGUUCUUAGAGUAAGCAAAGAAAAUGAUCUUCACAUGGCUGUUGUAAAUCAAUCCCUUGGUCUAGUUCGCGAGAUACUGACAAAUAAUCCAUCAGCUGCAUUGGUGAAAGAUGCUGUGGGUCGAUUGCCUCUACACUUGGCAGUUACGUACCCAUCUAGUCAAAUGGAAAACUUGUUCCUCGAUAAGAUGUCUAUUAAGGCCAUUAACACAACAGAUGAUCUGUUUGGAUGGAGUGCCUUGGAUUACGCAUUCGCCAAACGAUACGAUAGUACAGUCCCAAGAGUAUUAUCAACUGGAGCGACAGUCAACGAACAGAUACUUCUUCAACAGAUACUUUCUAACAACUUGCGUCAUAUCUUGACUGGCAUAGGGUAUUAUGGCGAAUGGCUUCAGUCAAACGAAAGCUCCAAACUAAUUGCAAACCGUCUUAACAUUCGAGUUGUCGAUUAUUUACUCAACGAACAGCACAUUGACAUCUUUUCUCGUCUCGAAGAACUAGAUUCUAAAACAGUGCUUGAGUUUUGCAUCGCUAAAGAUUUCCUGGAAGUAUUCAAACAAUUUGUAUUGCAAAUCAACGUUCAUUCUAAGCUUUCGGAGCAAGACUUUACUCGCUUCUUCAAGAUAGCAUUCGAAAACAAUGCUCACAAAAUAAUAGUUCAUUUUAUCGAAGAUCGUGACAUUCCUCUACCUCAAAUGAACAACAUCGCUGGGCUUAUUUCUGCUCUCAAAUAUACCAUACAAAACAACAAGCUUACCUCAUUCAAAGCCAUCUUUCAACAACUCUGCAUCCAACAAAAUAUUGCUAUGAACGAGGUAGCUGAUAUUCCUGACGACUAUUGUGUUCCAAUCAUUCCACCACUGAACGACAAUCUUUCUCCUGAGGUAUGCUGUGUACUGUCCUCUAACAACGUUCGAUUACCGUUGCCUGAAUAUGAUGCAAAUGAUAUCCUGCAUGAUGUAUACGUUCUGGAAGCUCUUCUGGCUGAUUCAGUUCACGAAGGGAACGUCUUCAUGCUCAGAUACAUUCAUCUCAAGACCAAUAUGACCAUCACCAACAGACUCAUCGCAAUGACCAUGAGAUUACUUCCGAAAGGUAAAAACGUUUGUCACAAGAAAUCGAUGCCUGCAUUCAUGUAUCUUCUCAACCAUACAACAGAUCCGGACAGUGUGGAUGAUGAGGGUCGAAAUCUUCUCCACAUGACUGUUCAAAAUGGAUGUUUCUUCAUGAUACAUUGUUUGACUUCUAAGGGAUUUGACCCGGCUACAGCAAACGCAUCAAAUGGCUGGAAUGUGUUUCAUUACAUUGUUUUGAAUGAGGAAGAGAAUCGCUCUGGUAAAAUCUUGGAGUAUUUGUUGAAACAUUGCAACAUGGUUUGGUUUGAUUUGUUGGAUAACAUGCUACACAGGAACGACCGUGAGGUAACAGAUAGUUUCUCCAUUCAAAAUGCUGGAGCUCAAUACACAACAAAUACGAUCCGGUUAACCAAAAACCAUUACGGCUUGCUGGCAAUGAUGUUUUUGCUUGACAAACAGAAUGCAGCCAAGGUGUUGAAUGACCAUCAAAAACAGGAAGCUUUGGAAUGUAUGAAACUCAUAGUUGAGAGCAAUGAAAAGACUAUGUUCAUCAAAGAAGUUCGAAAUGACAUUCCUCAGUUUACUCAUCAAAUACUUGCUGAGUACUUUGCAGCUUGUUGGAUGUAUGGUAACAAGAACCGCAUGAGAAACGAGAGCUUCUUCCAUUCGUGGGCAUAUUGGAAAGGUGAAUUGUAUCAAAUACGUGACUUGUUCAAUCGAAUUAUUCUUAGAGAAAGCAAAGAACAUGAUCUUCACAUGGCUGUUGUAAAUCAAUCAUAUGAUCUAGUAGACGAGAUACUGACAAAUAAUCCAUCAGCUGCAUUGGUGAAAGAUGCUGUGGGUCGAUUGCCUCUUCAUUUCGCAAUUGCGUACCCAUCAUUGAAAAUAGAAAUUUUGUCGCUCGAUAAGAUGUCCGUUCAGUCCAUUAACACAACAGACCAUCUGUUUGGAUGGAGUGCCUUGGAUUACGCAUUCGCCGAACGAUACAAGAGUACAGUCGCAAGAGUAUUAUCAACUGGAGCGACAGUCAACGAACAGAUACUUCUUCAACAGAUACUUUCUAACAACUUGCGUUCAUUGUUGUAUGGGCUACAUUAUUAUGGAGAAUAUCUUCAUUCAAACGAAAGCUCCAAACCAAUUGCAAAUCGUCUUAACAUUCGUGUUGUUGAUUAUUUACUCAACGAACAGCACAUUGACAUCUUCUCUCGUUUCGAAGAAAUAGAUUCUAAAACAGUGCUUGAAUUUUGCAUCGCUAAAGAUUUCCUGGAAGUAUUCAAACAAUUUGUAUUGCAAAUCAACGUUCAUUCUAAGCUUUCGGAGCAAGACUUUACUCGCUUCUUCAAGAUAGCAUUCGAAAACAAUGCUCACAAAAUAAUAGUUCAUUUUAUCGAAGAUCGUGACAUUCCUGUACCUCAAAUGAACAACAUCGUUGGGCUUAUUUCUGCUCUCAAAUAUACCAUACAAAACAACAAGCUAACCUCAUUCAAAGCUAUCUUUCAACAACUCUGUAUCCAACAAAACAUUCCUAUGAACGAGGAAACUGAUAUUCCCGACGACUAUUGUGUUCCAAUCAUUCCACCACUGAACGACAAUCUUUCUCCUGAGGUAUGUUGUGUACUCUCAUCUAACAACGUUCGAUUAUCGUUGCCUGAAUAUGAUGCAAAAGAUAUCCUGCAUGAUGGAUAUGUUCUGGAAGCUGUUCUGGCUUAUUCAGUUCACGAAGGAAACGUCUCUAUGCUCAGAUACAUUCAUCUCAAGACCAAUAUGACCAUCACCAACAGACUCAUCGCAAUGACCAUGAGAUUACUUCCGAAAGGUAAAAACGUUUGUCACAAGAAAUCGAUGCCUGCAUUCAUGUAUCUUCUCGAUCAUACAACAGAUCCGGACAGUGUAGAUGAUGAGGGUCGAAAUCUGCUCCACAUGACUGCUCAAAAUGGUUGUUUCUUCAUGAUGCAUUGUUUGACUUCUAAGGGAUUUGACCCGGCUACAGUAAACGCAUCAAAUGACUGGAACGUGUUUCAUUACAUUGUUUUAAAUGAGGAAGAGAAUCGUUCAGGUGAAAUCUUAGAGUAUUUGUUGAAACAUUGCAAUAUGGUUUGGUUUGAUUUGUUGGAUAACAUGCUACACAGAAACGACCGUGAGAUGACUAAGAACUACUCCAUUCAUAUUGCUGGAGCUCAAGACACAACAAAUACGAUCCGGUUAACCAAAAACCAAUACGGCUUGCUGGCAAUGAUGUUUUUGCUUGACAAACAGAAUGCAGCCAAGGUGUUGAAUGACCAUGAAAAACAGGAAGCUUUGGAAUGUAUGAAACUCAUAGCUGAGAGCAAUGAAAAGACUAUGUUCAUCAAAGUAGUUCGAAAUGACAUUCCUCAGUUUACUCAUCGAAUAUUUGCUGAGUACUUUGCGGCUUGUUGGAUGAACGAUAACAAGAACCGCAUGAGAAGCGAGAGUUUCUUCCAUUCGUGGUCAUAUUGGAAACCUCAACUGCAUCAAAUGCGUGACUUGUUCAAUCGAAUCGUUCUUAGAGUAAGCAAAGAAAAUGAUCUUCACAUGGCUGUUGUAAAUCAAUCCCUUGGUCUAGUUCGCGAGAUACUGACAAAUAAUCCAUCAGCUGCAUUGGUGAAAGAUGCUGUGGGUCGAUUGCCUCUACACUUGGCAGUUACGUACCCAUCUAGUCAAAUGGAAAACUUGUUCCUCGAUAAGAUGUCUAUUAAGGCCAUUAACACAACAGAUGAUCUGUUUGGAUGGAGUGCCUUGGAUUACGCAUUCGCCAAACGAUACGAUAGUACAGUCCCAAGAGUAUUAUCAACUGGAGCGACAGUCAACGAACAGAUACUUCUUUCAACAGAUACUUUCUAA